Lycium ferocissimum is the source of this 1235-nucleotide messenger RNA. RefSeq names its product peroxisome biogenesis protein 22-like. The transcript is spliced from 8 exons. The record is from RefSeq and is a predicted model, not a curated record. The coding region runs from base 209 to 1018 and encodes 269 amino acids. Gene Ontology annotation, biological process: peroxisome organization. NCBI's taxonomy places the organism in Eukaryota, Viridiplantae, Streptophyta, Magnoliopsida, Solanales, Solanaceae.
AUGCUGGUCCCAAACUGGGUUAUCUGUGCACUUUUCCGUUCUACCUUUCUUCGUUUUUUUCUUUGUUCCAUCGAAGCUUCCUCGGCAAGAUCAAUUUCUUCUUUCUAGAAGAUUCUAGAAACAUUAAAAGAGCCCUAGAGCUUAAUCAAUCUUUUCUAGAAGAUUCUCAAAUCAAAUAAUUCUAGUAUCAAUUAUUGAAGGUUUGGCUAUGGCUGAUUCUUCUAAGGACGAUUUAUUACAGCUCAUCAAGCGAAUUAGCGCAUUUAUUACUCUCAAAAUAUCUAAUCUCUUCCAAAACCUGGAUUCAAGAUCUGUAGGAGCUAUAGCAGGUCUUGCAUUUGCAAUAGUUUUUACCUGGAGAAUAUUGAGAUCACCUAGUGGACCACAGAGGAGGCGUCCUAAGCGACAAGCUGUUACACCUGGUAGUUCUGGUGUAAGCAGUCAUUUUAGUGAAAAUAUAGCAACUUCAGGAGUUAGCGUCCCUUCAGAGGAUUCAAGUGCACAAAAUAUCAUUGAUGAGUUCUUUCAGCCAGUAAAGCCGACACUCGGGCAAAUAGUUAGGCAAAGACUGAGUGACGGAAGGAAGGUAACAUGUCGGUUGCUCGGAGUAAUCCUGGAGGAAACUAGCCCAGAGGAACUACAGAAACAAGCAACUGUCCGGUCCUCCGUGCUGGAAGUGUUGCUUGAAAUCACCAAAUUUUGUGACUUUUAUCUCAUGGAGAGAGUACUUGAUGAUGAAAGUGAAAAAAAGGUCCUACUGGCUCUAGAAGAUGCCGGAGUAUUUACAUCUGGUGGCAUGGUCAAAGACAAGGUUCUUUUUUGUAGUACUGAGAAUGGGCGAACAUCAUUUGUCCGACAACUGGAACCUGAUUGGCACAUAGAUACAAAUCCGGAAAUCGUUUUUCAAUUAGCGAGAUUUAUCAAAUAUGAGCUACACAUUUCACCUAACAAGCCUGAAAGAACAGCUAUGAAUGUCUUCAGCUCAACAUCUUUGGAGCAGUUUUUCGGAACUGUUUAGAUGCAUAUCCGGAAGAGCUCUAACACGUUUUCGUUUACUUUAGGUCUCACUUUUUUCCUGCCUCAACUUUGGGCUGUGAAAAUUCAUAAUUUUUAGCUCAAUUAAAUCUUUUUCUGGUACCUGCAACUUCAUAGUUUGAGGUUCAAGGAACACAUUCUGUAUAUUACCCUGUUGUAUUCAUAACAGAUCACUGUAUAAUUUACGUGGUUGUGCUGUA